Necator americanus (New World hookworm) is the source of this 285-nucleotide messenger RNA. RefSeq lists its product as uncharacterized. NCBI's taxonomy places the organism in Eukaryota, Metazoa, Nematoda, Chromadorea, Rhabditida, Ancylostomatidae. Gene Ontology annotation, cellular component: condensed chromosome; site of double-strand break; nucleus. Gene Ontology annotation, biological process: mitotic DNA integrity checkpoint signaling; double-strand break repair via nonhomologous end joining; replication fork processing. Gene Ontology annotation, molecular function: histone H3K4 methyltransferase activity; single-stranded DNA endonuclease activity; double-stranded DNA binding. Bases 1 to 285 code for a protein of 94 amino acids. The transcript has a single exon. The record is from RefSeq and is a predicted model, not a curated record.
AUGACUAUCGUUCAUUAUGGGGGUCAGGGCAGGCCGUCGCUUGAUAAUGAAGAUCUGGAGAGAGCCGUGGAAGCAAAUCCGGAGGCUAACGCACGGGCGUUAGCAGAAGACCUCGGCGUACAUCAUACUGCAGUAGUUAGACAUUUGGCGGAAAUUGGCAAAGUGAAGAAGAUGUCAAAGUGGGUGCCUCACGAGCUGACCGAAGAGCAGCGUCUGGCACAUAACGGCACGUGUUCUAACCUUUUGAUUCGGUUGAAAAAUAAGCCUUUUCUUAGUGCAUUAUAA